Odobenus rosmarus divergens (Pacific walrus) is the source of this 1963-nucleotide messenger RNA. It is a transcript of the gene TTC22, whose product is annotated as tetratricopeptide repeat domain 22. The record is from RefSeq and is a predicted model, not a curated record. The coding region runs from base 111 to 1820 and encodes 569 amino acids. Lineage: Eukaryota; Metazoa; Chordata; Mammalia; Carnivora; Odobenidae. The transcript is spliced from 7 exons. Gene Ontology annotation, molecular function: protein binding.
CUCUCCUUCCGCGCCGGGCUCGAUCCGGGGCGCCCCAGCCACGUCCCCCCACCCCCCCACCCCCGCAGCCGCUGGGGCAGGGGCGAGGCCCGGGGAGCAGCGGGGCUGCCAUGGCGGAGCCAGAGGCCACGGCCGAGGACCUGGACGCCCUCAUCGACGACCUGGACUACCUGCCGGGCCACUUCCACCUGGAGAUGCAGCUGAACUUCGAGCCGCGCUCGCCGGCCUCGCUCCGCGCCCGGGACCUGAAGCUGCAGCGGGACGGCUUGCAGCAAGAGCUCGAGCUGGCGGCCGCCCCGCAGCGCCCCGCCGUGCGCCACCUCCUAGGCACCUUCGCCUUCUACCUGGACGAACUGGACGAGGCCCGCGAGCUCUUCCUCGAGGUGGCCCGCGAGGACCCGGGCAACCUCAACGCCUGGGCCAACCUGGCGCACGUGUACGGGCGGCUGGGCCAGGAGGAAGAGGAGGAGGCGAGCGCCGGGCGGCUGGCUGGCCUCAUGGGCCUGGCGGCGGAGCGCGAGGCGCCGGGGGACCCCCAGCGCCGGGCGGCGCGCUGCCUGGCCGAGCAAGGCUAUGCGCACGGCUUCGACGUGGGCUGCGCCAGCCCGGAGGAGCGGGCACAGGUGCUGGCCGCCGGCAUCGCGCUCUACGACAAGGCGCUGGGCUACGGACAGCAGAUCCCAGUGGAGGAGAAAAGGGGCUGGUACUUCACCAUGGCAACGCUCUUCAUCAGGCUAGAUGGCAUCUUCCUGGAAAUGGGCAGCGAGGAGCAGAAGAGGCUGCCCGCCUUCAACCGCACACUGGCCCUGCUCCGGCAAGUGCUCAAGUCCUCGGACCCCCACCACCAAGCUCUGGCCUGGUGCUACCUCGGGAUGCUGCUAGAGAGGAAGGACACCUUCUCCACCACCCCCAUGGGUGUCCACGACUGCGGGUACUCGGGAACCGACCCCCUGGACUGCUUUGGCAAGGCUAUUGAGAUAGCCAAGGACCAACCCCCCAUCCUGAAUCGCCUGGCCAAAAUCUUCCACUUCCUAGGAAAGCAGGAUAUGGCCAUUGGAACCUGCAACAUGGCUCUAGAUAUCCUACGAGAUCCGGAGCUCAACUGGCAGGCAUACUGCACAAGGGCCAAGAUCCACCUCAGAGCCUACCUGCACGACCUGGAGCGAGCCAAGAUGGGGCUCGGGGGCAUGCCUGACAGGAACCACCUGUCCUGCGCCAAGGCCGAUCUGGAGGAAGUGGUCAAGGUGUGCCCAAGCCUCAAGACCUACCUGGACAUCGGCCAGGUCUACUACUACAUGGGUGUGGACGCCGUGCAGGAGCUGCUGGCGGUGGACGAGGCGGCGCUGAACCAGGCGCUGGUCUUCCUGGCCAAGGCCGGCGAGUCGGAGCUGGGCGCCACCUUGCCCGAGCUGCAGCUGCUGCGCGGCAAGUGCCUGCGCAUCAAGGGCGAGGAGGCCAACGCGGCGGCCUGCUUCAAGCGCGCCGUGGAGCUGGACGACGCGGGCUCCAGCCACACCGAGGGCUUCGGCUGCCUGCUCGAGGCGCUGCUGGCGCAGUGGAGCCAGGCGCAGCUGAGCGACGCCGAGCUGGGCCGCGAGGUGGACGCGUGGCUGCGCCGCGCCCAGGGCAAGUACCCCGCGGCGCGCCUGCGCCAGGAGCUGCAGCGCGUGUGGCGCGGCCACACGGGCGAGGUGCUGGGGCUGGCCCGGGCCCUGGUGGCCCAGGGACGGCCGGCGCUGGUGCGGCUGCUCUUUGAGACCAUGGAGCAGGACGGCGACGUGGCAGGCGUGCCGCGGGGCCGCCGCGCCUUCUCUCUCUGAGGGGCGUCGAAGCCCCGCCCCGUCGAGGCCCCGCCCUACCUACAGCUGAUUGGGCGCUCAAAACGGGCCUGCCCUGCCAUAGGCUGGCGGGUGAGCGGAGCCAAUUAGAUUCUCUUCCGGGAAUUGGGACGGGGCGGUUGAGA